GAGAGGCCACGUUGUUUGGACUACGUUGAACGUGUCAUCGCAGGUAGGCUGCGGAUAGGAGUGUUUAUAGGGAUGCACUCGUUUAGAGACAAAGAUCAGUGUGUACAUUGACAUUUUCUAAAGAUGGCUCACGCAGCAGCUGCUCUUCUCGUCCUGUAACCGCCUGAGAUCAGACUGAGCAGUAACUGUCACCUAGCUGCAGCUGCAGCGGAGCCUGAUAACUGACAGCUAGUGGACACUGAGCCCAGUGUCGUCCAGCUCGUCGCUGUGAUAUGGCGGAGAGCGGGUCGUCAGCUGAAUUCUCCAGCUCCCUGACGAGCUCCAGUCUUCCACCGCCCAGGACCCGCAUCUUCAAAAUCAUCGUGAUCGGGGACUCCGGGGUCGGGAAGACCUGUCUCACUUACCGCUUUUGUGCCGGCAAGUUCCCCGAGAAGACCGAGGCCACGAUCGGUGUGGACUUCAGGGAGAGACUGGUCGAGAUUGACGGCGAAAAUAUCAAGAUCCAGCUGUGGGACACUGCAGGCCAGGAGCGUUUCAGGAAGUCCAUGGUGCAGCACUACUACCGCAACGUGCACGCUGUUGUCUUUGUCUAUGACAUCACCAACGCUGCCAGCUUCCACAGCCUCCCUGCCUGGAUCGAAGAGUGCAAGCAGCACGCACUGGGCACAGAGGUACCCAGGAUCUUAGUCGGAAACAAGUGUGACCUCCAAGACUCCGUGCAAGUAAACACAGACUUGGCUCAACAGUUCGCAGACGCCCACUCGAUGCCACUGUUUGAGACAUCUGCAAAGAAUCCCAACAGCCAAGGAGACGGAAACAAUGGAAAUAGUGACCACGUCGAGGCUAUUUUCAUGACAGUCGCCCAUAAGCUAAAGUCUCAGAAGCCCCUGGUGCUCAGCCAGCCCCCUGAGGCAUCAGGGGGAACCAUCAACCUAAACAGGGGGCGGGAUGAUGGGGGGGACGGGACCAGGAGCUGGGGCUGCACCAGCUGCUGAGAUAGGCUAACAGAGAGGAUAGAAGGAGACGAGCUCGGCCCGAGGCGGCUGAUGGCCGAUGAGGUUGGAGGCAGAUGGUGCAGAGCAAAGAACAGAUGUCAAAAAAGAGAAAAUUAUUCUAAAAAAUGGCUUCACAAUCAGAAAAACACAGAUGAAUGUCUCCAGUAGAGGAUAUAUUAGUUCACUGCUUGUGCUUAACUGACUUAUAACCAUUUGAGGCAGUAUGUGACGUCUAGGAUUGGCAGGGUUCAUGGAAAUGAACUGUGCCAAUGAAUGAUUGGAAAACUGGGGCCAAAAAUCUGAUAUUAAAUCAGUAAUUAUUCUUUUAACUCCUUCAGCAGAGGCAGAUAUGUAGGGUCAAAAUAACAGAGCACUUUACAAAGUAAUGCACUACGAGCCAUUUAAUUAGACUGUAUGUUAGAAGAGCGGUGUCACUGUGGUAUGAUGUUUGUAGACUGCAUUAUGUUAAAGGUGUUGGUCAUGUUAUCUCUGCCCCCCUCUUGGGUGUAAUACUCUGCAGGUGGCUGGUUUUAGUUGUCUCAUUAAUGGCUCCCUGUGAAGUUUACAUCUAAAUAGUAUUUUCACUCUUUGUUUAUGUUGAGUGCAAAUAUGCAGAUGCAGUAUUCUGAAUAUUUCACAUGGGAUCUGGUCUUCCCAGUCCACGGUCUACGUUUCUGUUCUGGGACACCAUCAGACUAACUUUGCUCAAGUAACACUACAUUUAAUUCUUUAUUCCUGGGACUUUGAAUUUCCAAUGGAUCCCCUUUGUUCAUACGCUUUCUUCUGAUUGGUCGCCCUCCAAAAGCUGAGGGUGUUUUUGCUGAACUGCUUGCUUUCUUAGCUUGUUAUCCCCAUUAAUGCUGAAGUUAAUUAUAAGAACCAGAAACAGGCGUAUGCUAGCUGAGUGUGCAGACCGUUAAAAACAGCAGCUACUACUAUGAGUUGAAAACUUCACAGGGUGCCUUUAAAUCCUGUUGCUUUUACUCCAGUGAUUCAAAAACUGCCAAUGGAAGUCCACUUAUAUUAAUAUUCUGUGUGUAACUAAGUCAUAACGAAAUACUAAAGUGGAAUGAAAUGCAUGGAGGGAACAAUAUCCACAUUAUUGACUUUUUAUGGAAAAAGUUAAGUUUUGUCCACUCACUUUUGGGCUGAUGUAUUGAGUUAUGGACAACCUUUCUUUUUCCUCCCACUAUAUGAACUUUAUUAUUAUUAUUAUUAUUAUUAUGCCGAUGCAUUUGCAUCAGUUGAGGGUUUAAAGAAGGACUGACUAUAAAGUCGUUAACAAAUAAUGCAAAAAAACGAGAACAUCACUAAACACUGAACAAUGGUUACGUGGAUUCCUGGUCUGUGGCCUGGAGUUUGUUUAAUGUUAAGAGUAGAUGGAAACUAAAGAAGUAUGAUCAUUUCAAUGACAGUUUUACAGAGUGGUUUCUUAAAGUUAAAGACAAAUAUUAGCUAUUUGUCAAUUAUUAGGACAACCUGCUCCCAGACCCUCCUGUAUCAAGUACUAAUCAAGUACAUGUACUUGACACAUGAGUGAUUAGUACAACACUAAUGUGUCUAUUAUGACCAUUUCAUCACAUCUUUUUCAGCCAAACAAUAAAAAGCUUUGACAUCAAGGUCAGGCCCUGGUACUGGCAUCACACCUAGUGAACCACCCUCUGUUUCAGCUCAUUUUUCCUUUUACAGCUGAAGCUGUUUCAGAGAAAACGAUAUUAAUCCACUUCCCACUGUUCCUCCUAACCGUGGGAGAAACUGCUAAGGUGUUUUCAGUGGAUGUACAGUCAUUGCUAAACACAGCUACCAGUAGAUAUACUUGGUACUUAAUGUCCUGAUAAAUGUCUCAGGAAAGCACAAAAAUAUUCACAUAAUUACGAGACAGAACAAAUUUGUUUUGAGCAAAAUCUUUGCUAAUAGAUUGUUUGUAGACUUAGCAUUAGCGGACAGUUAACGAACGGUAUUAUCUUUCGCACCUUUACUGAAAAACUGUGCCAAUAAAAUGCGAGCGUGGAAAAACUGGAAAUAAAUAAAUGAUCAAGUCUUUUUCAUGUUAGGCCUUAAUAUAGCUCCUCAUAAUUGGAGCUAAAAUAUCCAGGAAAUGAUGGCUACCAUCUAGCUGCUAAUCUAGUUUGCUGAUUUCCUCUGUUUUUGUUUCACUUCUGAACAGUGGGAGGAACUGGUAAGGUGUUUUCUAGGUAUGUACAGUCUGUGUGCAGCAGUUGUUAUUAUUAGGCCUUCAAACAAACCUUUGUAUACUGCAAUAGAGUACCACAGGAAACAGUCUCAAAAGCUAGCAUCGUUUCACUCUAUAUUCUCCUGUCUGUUUUUUGUUUUUGAAUGGAUUUGCUUCCUGAAACAAGAUCUGUAGUUUUACUAUAACAUAAAAACUGGGAGUAAAUACCCUGCUCAUGAGCACUGACAUUGUGGUUUAGCUAAGAAGUGGUUAAAUGGCAUUGCAGAAGUUGUCAGGAUCAUAAAAUGUAACAGGAGCUAAGCAGUGGGGAUGCUAAAAUGAUUUGCUGAUAAAUUUUAUUAAGAUAUCGAUAACUCUUGAAAAAACCUUUGGCUUUUUGAGACAUUUUAGAUUGAUGCUAAUUUUCCAAGAUGCCCCACAAAAAUAUGGCGCUAUUGCUUUUCCAAUUCCUAAUGUUGUCUGUAAUUCAGGCGCAAUGACAUAAGGAAUGUGCUCAGUCAUUCAAAAGGGAACCUUUAGGGAAAUACUGGUUAAAACUUUUUGUUUGCCUGCUUCUUUUUAUGUGUAGGGCACAAUUCUGCAUAGUUGGCCAAUCAGAUGAUUAAAACAAAUGCCUCUCAUUCAAAAGUAAAAGCUUUCUAUUAAGUAUGUAUCAAGGUGGUGGUGGUGGCCUAAGAUGCCAGCCAUCAUCCACCCACGAUGCAUUCCACAGAUCCCCUCCCAGGUCAUUAAGCCCUUACUCACACCUUUGUCUGUGUGACCAUAACAACUCACAGGAUGGUGGGGAGGUGAUGAAGGAUUGACACCUUGGCUAGCGUGACCUAGAGGUGUGAAUCCACUCUGAAACCACCUCCAAGAGGACAGUUCAUCAAAGGGUUAAAUACCCGGGACACUCAAUUUUUAAAUAGUUUUUUCUUUACAAAAAAAGGAAAAAGUCACUAUCAGGCAAAUUGUUAUUGUAGACAUUGCACUGACCUUGGAUUUCCCUACUUCAUAGUGUGUCGCUCAGGUGUCUUUCACAUGUGGAGUGAUGUCUACAUCCGCUACUUAGAUUACACGUAAGCUUGUGAUACAAUAUUAAGCAUGUCUGGCAGCAUUCUACAAUAAA
This is a messenger RNA of Oreochromis niloticus (Nile tilapia), 4297 nucleotides long. It is a transcript of the gene rab33ba, whose product is annotated as RAB33B, member RAS oncogene family a. The coding region runs from base 273 to 995 and encodes 240 amino acids. Lineage: Eukaryota; Metazoa; Chordata; Actinopteri; Cichliformes; Cichlidae. Gene Ontology annotation, molecular function: GTP binding; GTPase activity. The transcript is spliced from 2 exons. The record is from RefSeq and is a predicted model, not a curated record. Gene Ontology annotation, biological process: Rab protein signal transduction.